GGUCAACUUAGUUUUAUUUUAGAGAAAAAAAGAUUAUUUUUUUCGAGGGAAAAUCGGAGUUCUUUCCCUUUUCUUGCCGAUCUAUCAUACUUCUCUCUCCAGCUCUUUUUUUGCCGAUCUAUCAAACGUCUCUCUUAAAUCGAUCUGUUUGACAGUUCAAUGUGUACUGCUGGUAGUUUUAUUUGUAAUGUAAUCUAUGAAUACUAAUAUCAAGAAGACUUUGAAGAGAUCAAGAGUUCAAGAUCAUCUUACUGUGAAAUGCCACUUACGGAUACAAAUGUUUCUAAGCCUCUAGAGAAUUGCUUCAUGUUUCCUGUUGAGGAGAUAGUACAGUAUCCAUUGCCUGGCUAUGGAGUACCCACGUCUAUUAGUUUCAGCCCUGAUGACAGUGUAGUAACAUUUUUGUUUAGUCCCGACCAAAAUCUGAAUAGGAAGAUUUAUGUAUUUGAUCUCAAGAAUGGCAGACAAGAAAUGUUAUUCAGUCCUUCUGAUGGUGGUCUUGAUGAAAAUAAUAUAUCGGCAGAAGAGAAAUUGAGAAGGGAGAGGUUACGGGAACGUGGAUUGGGUGUAACACGCUAUGAAUGGGUGAAGACAAACUCAACAAGGAAGACCGUUAUGGUACCGUUACCAGCUGGGAUAUAUUUCAAGGAUCUUAUGGGAGAACUUGAACUUAAGAUUCCAAGUACCUCAUCAAUGCCUAUUAUAGAUCCACAUAUUUCACCUGAUGGAACAAAACUUGCUUUUGUCAAAGGCAAUGAGCUGAAUAUAUUCGACCUUAUCUACAAUAACAGCAGCCAAUUAACAUCUGGUUCCAAUGGAAACAUCAUUGUGCAUGCUCUUGCUGAAUAUAUUGCCCAGGAAGAAAUGGACAGGAAGAAUGGGUUCUGGUGGUCACUUGACGGCAAGUUUUUAGCAUUUACAAAGGUUGAUUCAUCUGAUAUACCUUUUUUCAGAAUCAUGCACCAAGGUAAAAGUUCGACGGGUCCAGAGGCACAGGAGGACCAUGCUUACCCAUUUUCUGGGCAACCAAAUGCAAAAGUUCAAUUGGGGGUAGUGUCUUCAAAUGGAGGUCCUGUAACCUGGAUGGAUGUUGUGUGUGGAGGAAAGUUUGUUACAGAUGAUGAUGAUGAUGAUGAUGAAUAUUUGGCUAGGGUGAAUUGGAUGUAUCAAAAUAUCCUUGCUGCUCAGGUAUUGAAUAGAUCACACACCAAAUUAAAGUUACUGAAGUUUGAUAUCAACACUGGUAAAAAAGAAGUACUUUUGGUUGAAGAAAAUGAUACCUGGAUCAAUCUUCAUGAUUGCUUCACUCCUUUAGAGAUUGGACUGAAUAAAUCUUCCGGGGACUUUCUUUGGGCAAGUGAAAAAACUGGCUUCAGACAUUUGUAUCUGCAUGAUUAUAAUGGAACAUGCCUGGGUCCCUUAACUCAAGGUCAUUGGAUGGUUGAGCAAGUUGUUGGCGUAAAUGAAGCUGUUGGGCUCGUAUACUUCACCGGAACAUUAGAUAGUCCUUUGGAGUCUCACCUUUAUUGUUCUAAAUUGUUCCCUGAACCAAACGGUUCUCUGAAGGAACCAUUAAGAUUGACUCUGGGAAGGGGAAAACAUGUGGUUGUGCUUGAUCGUCAGAUGCAGAGGUUCGUAGACAUUCACGAUUCGUUAGUCUCACCUCCCAAAAUCUCAUUAUGCUCCUUGCAUGAUGGAAGUGUCAUAAUGCAUUUGCAUGAUCAACCAAGCAGUAUUCCAAGAGUCAAAAUGCUCCAGCUUGAACCUCCGGAGAUAUUUCAGAUACAAGCAAAAGAGGGGACUACGCUAUAUGGAAUACUAUAUCGACCAGAUGAAACAAGGUUUGGACCUCCUCCAUACAAGACAAUGAUUCAUGUAUAUGGGGGUCCUGGUGUACAGCUUGUCAAUGAUUCAUGGGCAAACACAGUUGACAUGAGAGCUCAAUUUUUGAGAAGCAAAGGAAUUUUAGUUUGGAAGAUGGAUAACAGAGGCACUGCUCGACGAGGACUCAAGUUUGAAGGUGCACUCAAGUACAACUGUGGUGGUGUUGAAAGUGAGGAUCAAGCAACGGGAGCUGAGUGGCUUCUCAAACAUGGGCUUGCAAAGGAAGGUCACAUUGGGCUCUACGGGUGGAGCUACGGCGGAUAUCUAUCGGCUAUGACACUGACAAAGUUUCCAGAAGUGUUCAAGUGUGCUGUUUCGGGUGCUCCUGUGACAUCGUGGGAUGGAUAUGACACAUUCUAUACUGAAAAGUAUAUGGGACGCCCUUUGGAAAACCAGUCAGGGUAUCUUGAGAGCUCUGUGAUGCACCACAUCGACAAGUUAGAGGGAAAGCUGUUAUUGGUGCAUGGCAUGAUUGAUGAGAAUGUGCAUUUCAGACACACCGCCAGGCUCAUUAAUGCCCUUGCAGCUUCUAGAAAGUUCUAUGAGUUGCUCGUGUUUCCCGAUGAGCGUCACAUGCCUAGGCGGCACAGGGAACGCAUCUACAUGGAAGAGAGAAUAUGGGACUUCAUUGAAAGGAACUUGUGAACGCUCUUUUCAUCUCUUCCGGAUAUGCUCUUUGUUUCUCUCGUUUCGGAAGGCAAGAUAUUGGUGUUCAUAUUCAGCUACUCGGGCUUUUCAAAUCUCUUUUUGCAAAUUCAAGAGGCUUUCAAAUUAUAGCUUCUGGUCCUGUUCAAAUUUGGAGACGGCUUUCUAAUUAGGCCUUGUUUGGCAUCAACACUAAAGAUUAGCGUUGAUGUUAUGAAAAAGCUAUGUAACGGUAGUUUUUAGUGUUAGUGUUUUCAUAAUUUAUCUACACCAUUAAAAUUUUAUCAAAAAAAUGUUAAUCGAAAACGUUGUUUCCAAACAAGACUUUAAUCACCGAAGCAGUGAAAUUUUAGAAGGCAUUCUAAAUUUUAUGCAGUGAAGUGAAAGUUGAACGGGGCUCUCCAAAUUGAAGCAGCCAAAAAAGAAAUGCAGGCGAGAUGGAGAAUCGUGCGAAAUAGGAAUAGGCUUUAGGAGGAGAUCUAUCAGCCAAAGCAGUUCCCGGAUGGUGUCGGCCAGGCAGGGAUCGCAAGUGUAUAGGGUAUCGGACUUCGCCAGUUGUUCUUUACACGAGGGACCAUACGAUGCUUUUUUUUUUGUUAAGGAGCAGUUACAGACUUAGUGUUUGUAAUGCUUAUAAUACAUAUAAGUGGAAUAUUUUCUAUCUUUUCAUACUCUUGAAUACCAUUAAAUAUUGAAGUACAAAAUUGAGUGAAAGGAGAGGGUGUCUAAGGUUAUCAUUGGCGCUUCCCGCUUGCUGUUUGAUCCUGAGGGGAGCACUCAAGAAAGGUUGACAACCGAG
Messenger RNA from Cuscuta campestris, 3328 nucleotides. NCBI's taxonomy places the organism in Eukaryota, Viridiplantae, Streptophyta, Magnoliopsida, Solanales, Convolvulaceae. The record is from the annotation of a GenBank genome assembly.